Phalacrocorax carbo (great cormorant) is the source of this 4081-nucleotide messenger RNA. Lineage: Eukaryota; Metazoa; Chordata; Aves; Suliformes; Phalacrocoracidae. The record is from RefSeq and is a predicted model, not a curated record.
CUCGGCGCCGGGGCGGUGCCCAGCCUGUGGCGCCGGGAGGCUGUGCGAUGGCGGCAGGUGCUAAAACCAUCCAUACCAAAUACCUGGAACUUUGAAAGUUUUACUGACCUAAAGCUACAUAACGUAAUAUUGUUAUGCUAAUGCUGUAUCAGCAAAUGGAAUACAAUUUACAAGAUGCCAACUGGUGAAGAUCUGAGUCCUGAACAGAACUUCAUUGCACAUUGGAUGUCCGAUAGUUCCCGUGCUGGAGUCUUAUUAGAUCCUAAUUUUAUCAGUUUGAAAAUCAACAAAGAAAAUUUAUUAUCUGGACCUGGAAACAUCACAGCUUUCCCUGCUGAAGGGUUGCGUCUUUCAGACAGCUGUUCUUUAAGUGAUGACUCCUUGUGUGAAGAAGAGUCUGGCACCUUGUGUACGCUUCAGCAAUAUGCCCCUGAAACAUCUUCUCCCAUGGCAGCAUAUAAUGUAGAAGCCUCUAAAACAGACUUUGUCCAUGGUGAAGUGGAUGGUCAGAAUAAAUCCGAUCACAGCGAUCCACUCUUACAAAAGCUUGAACAGCUGAGGGAAUUGCAACAACAGAAACAGGAACAGCUAAAGAAACAACAGAUGGAACAACUUCAAAGGCUAAUGGAAGAGCAGCAGAAGCUACUUAGCAUGGUAACUGGCCAGACAGCAGUUCUUGGAAAAACCAUACGGUGUCCAGAACAGAACAUGGAAAUAUUAAUGGAGAGUGAAGAUCAUCACAUUGAUCCUUUAUGUGUGGAAAGUGCAGAUCUCUCUGAAAAUUCCAGCGGAGGAAAGCAUUUGUGGACUAAUACAGAGGAAAGACCUAUUAAAGCUGCAAUUCAGGACAAGAAACAGACAUUUGAAGAAUUUCUGGAAGAACAGAUAAAACUAGAAGAGCAGCGUCGGGAGCAAAACCAGACAUUACAGGAGACAAAUGGAUCAGCCAUUCAGAAACCAGUGAUCAAACGACCCUUCCUGAAAAGAGGAGAAGGCUUAACAAGAUUCAGUAAUGCCAAAUCUAAAAUUACGAAACUUGGAGAAAGCACCCCAAAACUUCAACAAAGAGCUUCAGAUGACAGAAAUGCUAUUAAAGUGGACAGAUCACAAAUGCAGAAGAAAAUUAUGCCUCCUGGCAAAGAGCUGGUUCCUGAGAACCCGUUUGCACCGUGCAAAAAAUAUAACCACCCUGAUAAAGCAAAACAUUGCACUAUUCAGAAGAAGCUGGUACUCGGGAAUCACAAUGAAAAAAGUAUCUUGCCAUUAGAAACAAGAAUGCAACCAGGAAAAAAUCAUGAUGGGGAGAUGAGAGAUUCUUUCCCAUCAGAAAUUAACAACAAAAUAGAAAAUAAAGAGAACAUAGUAGAAUUUGCUAAGUCUGAUACUGGCAAAACUGGAAACAAAUUACCUGGCACAGAAAAGCCUCGGUUGUCUCAGGAGCUGGCCAGUACCUUUUCUAAUUCUAAAUGUCAUAUAGGUCAUCCUGUAAAAGAUCCAGAACUGUCUUUUGAAGUUUCAUUUCAGAACAAGAUGGAAAACUGGGAAAAAGAAAAAGAAAAAGAGAAUAUAGAAUUAGAUGAAUUUUUGUUUCUAGAACAAGCUGCAGAUGAAAUAUCUUUCUCAAGUAAUUCCUCUUUUGUGCAAAGGAUCUUAGAUCAAGAUCGGCAAACUUUAAAAGGCCGUAGAAUGUCUUCUACCCCUAUCAAGGCAAAACAGCAGCAAGUAAAGGCGCUGGCUGUUGAACUUAUAAAUAGGAGAAAUAAAAAGGCAGACUGUAUGGCACAGGGAAAUAUAAAUGAUAGAGCAAUUACGCAUACAGUCUCAAAUUCAGAAACAGCUUUUAAAAUGAAGGAUCCACUGAAUAAAACGGACAGUGUAAUAUUUUCAGCUUCUUCCAUGACAGCAGCUCCUGUCUUAAAAAGUAAUCAAUGGACUGUAACUGAAGAUAAGGAUGAGGGAAAUGGUGAUACUACUACAGAUUCAGAGAGUGAAUUUGAGACUACAUUAAAGCAGGAAAAUGAAGGUGCUAAGACAUCAUUAAUGAGCCAUAGAGAAAGUGAUCUGGAAUUUUUUGAUUGUGGAGGUUAUGUUACAGACAUCAGCAAAGAAAGCAAAAAUGGAGAUGCUGGCCUUGGCUUGUCAGACAAAGAUUGCAGUGCGCUAUCGAAGCAGAAGAUUAGAAAAACUUCAGACCAUCAGAGAAGCAUAUCUUGUAUAAGCAGGAGUAAGUUUGAGUUUGAUGAUGAAAGAACAUGGAGUGAUCUUGAUGAAAAUUAUGUUAACAAUGAUUUACCUGAAAAACAUAGCAAAAUACCUCUACAGACAGAGUUUUCCAGUAAGAAUGAUACAACUGUCCCAGAUAAAGCAAUGAAGAGAAAAGUUGCCUCAAAGAGGGGAGAUGAAAUGUCCAAAGACUCUGCAGUGGACAGUGAUUCAAAUGAACCUCCUGUGUCAAACCUGAUGAUGAAACUGUUUCCUUCACUGAAACCGAAACAGAAGGCAGGCUGUCGUUCGGAGCGCGAAAUCAUAUCAAAUGUGGAACAGGUGCCAGGAGGAAACACUGUUCCAUCCCAGGUACUGAGAGAGAGACUCACUGAAUUGGAAGCUGAAAUAGAGAGAUUCAGAGCUGAAAACACAACUCUAACUAAACUCCGUGAAGAAAGAGAGCAUGCCUUGGCAAGUAUCAGGAAAGAAAUUACAGACUUUCAACAGCAGAAAGCCCGAGAACUGGCUGAAAUAGAAGAAUAUAAAAAAAAGGAAAUGAAAAAGCUGCAAAAGGAGCGUAAAGUUUUUGAAAAAUAUACCACAGAAGCUAAAGCAAUUCCAGAUAAAAAAGAACGUGAUGAAAUUCAGGCUUUGAAACAGCAAAUUGCAGAGUUACAGGAAGAUUUAAAACGAAAAGAGGGAAAAUGGUCAACCACCCAUCGACGCUUGAAAGAUCAAAUAGAAGCUUUAGUAAAUGAGAAUAUGGAGCUAAAGGAGGAAGUCAAAAUUAUGGAGAGGUUUCGUCUAGAAGCCUGGAAGAAAGUAGAAGCUGCUGGAAGCAAGAAGAAAAUAGAAAAUGCUGGGAUGACUCUAAAAAGAGCAGAAUCUUGUCUAUCAAAUAGAGGCCCAAAAAGUCAAACUGCAUCUCUGCUUCUUCCAGUACAGAAGUGCAGCAAGAUAAACGGCAAAAGUUAUUCACAGGCAAAAGGAAAGCUUUCUAGAACACCUGCAUCAGCACCUGCUAAUGACAGAAGCGACUCUGAGACAAUGAUGGCAACAGAAGAUUCUUCUAGGACUUUUAUGGUAGACAUCUCUCCUAACGAAGGUCAUGUGUCAUCAUCUGGACCUGCAUAUACAGACAGUGAAGAGAUACAGAGAGAAACUGCUUAUCCUGAUGGAAAGGUUGAAAAGGUUUUGAAAAAUGGUUGUCAUCUCAUAUUUUUCCCCAAUGGGACAUGGAAAAAAGUGGAUUCUGAUGGGAAGACCAUAACUAUAACCUUCUUCAAUGGGGAUGUGAAGCAGGUUAUGCCUGAUCAAACAGUGAUUUAUUACUAUGCUGAUGCUAAGACUACACAUACUACAUACUCUGAUGGCUUAGAGGUCUUGCAUUUUCCAAAUGGACAAAUAGAGAAGCAUUAUCCUGAUGGCAAGAAAGAAAUUACUUUCCCUGAUCAAACUAUCAAAAACUUAUUUACGGACGGGCAAGAAGAAAGUAUCUUUCCAGAUGGUACCAUUGUUCGUAUCCAGCGAGAUGGAAGCAAAACAAUAGAGUUCAAUAAUGGCCAGAGAGAGCUACACACAUCACAGUUCAAGAGACGGGAGUACCCGGAUGGUACUGUCAAGACCGUGUACCUGAAUGGACAGCAGGAAACCAAGUAUGUCUCUGGGAGAGUAAGAGUAAAGGACAAGGAUGGUAAUAUUAUCAUGGACACAAAGUUGUAGGUGAUGCCAGAACUGCUGGAAGUGUUAGCACAUGAGCAAAAAUAAUGUACAUUCCUGUAAACAAGAAGAAAAAACCCUUUAAACUUGUUACGUGUAUAUUGUUUAUAGUUUUCCUGGAAUAAAUUUAUUUUUCAGUGGGUGUUACUAUAUCAGA